Scylla paramamosain (green mud crab) is the source of this 2605-nucleotide messenger RNA. RefSeq lists its product as uncharacterized. The transcript has 6 exons. The coding region runs from base 164 to 2248 and encodes 694 amino acids. The record is from RefSeq and is a predicted model, not a curated record. Lineage: Eukaryota; Metazoa; Arthropoda; Malacostraca; Decapoda; Portunidae.
GACACCCUCCAAGUAAGGGGUGCCAGGUGGCCUUGUGGGAAGUGAGGAUAUUGGUCGUAAGGAGCUACUCUGCCAUUCCAAAUGGUCGCCCUUCGUCGCCCCCUUCCGGAGACUGGAUGUGCUCUGUUCAUUUAAUGUGAAAGUGUAAUUCCUUUACUACAACAUGGAGGAUGAUAUAAGAAGGAGGAUCAGGGUCCUUAUGAUGUCCCUGCGGUACCAGAACUGGUGGCACAGCUUUAUCAACCCCAUCGACUACCGUCCCGAAUUAUACACGGAGCUGGAGGUGAAGGACGACCUCGUGAUAACUUUCGGCUACCGCGGCAGCAGCGUGAAGGUGCCUUUGGUGCUGUUCUGUUCAAUUUCAAUGAAGUUGCAGACGACAUUACUCACCAGACCACGUCGGGGCCUGAGCAUCAGCCUCAAAGGGGAAGAUGCUUAUCCUUUCUGGUGGCUGAGGUCCUUCCUGGAACACAAGACGCCGCUGCCGGAUGUGCGGGGGACGGCACUCGUGAUGCUCAUGGCGCACAAAUACGACAUCCCGGGACUCGUCGGCAUGAGUCGCACCAGACUCCGUAUCUUCCUCAGCAUUGAGAACUUUCCCCACGUGUUCAACGCCGCACAUGUAACUGAAGAUGACGAGCUGCUGCAGGAGUGUGGCCACAUGAUCGCAGCGUGGACGGACGAGCUGCUUUCCUUGCCCAAUUUAUCGGUCUUAAGCAAGGGGGCAAUGAUGAGUCUGCUUGAGCAUCGCAGGCUGUCUCCUUCCUCGGAGCUAAAAGUAUUCAAUGCCAUCAUUUACUGGUGGAGCAACAGUGGCAGGAGAAGUUACGAGGACCUGAGUUUCCUGGAUGACUUACGCUGUUGCUUGGAUAAAGUGAGAUAUCUACGAAUGACUGAGCAAGAGUUCAAACAACACGUGCUUCCUUCUGGAGUGAUUCCUUUCGAGGACGUGGAGGUGAUGCUGCAGAUGAUGCUAGGAGAGCGGGAGAGGAGGCGUGGCCUUGCAUAUUACAUCCACAACCCUGAGUUGCAGGGAGCACCGCGCCCCAAUCCUCCGAAAAUUGUUCGUUUCGGUUUAAGAAUUGAGGAUGCUACUCCCCGUGAGCUGAAACUAGUGUACAAAAGGGAUGAAGACGACCGGUACAUCGCCUGGUUCACAGUGGACAAAGCAUGCCUUGUUCGACGGAUUUCCUCUCUUUCCAUCAUGGAUCAAGGCAACGGGAUGUUGACUCUGACAAAUAAGCACGGCUUCAUAGCAACGGGACUGUGGGAGCACUGCGCCUGUACCUUCGAGCGCCCGGUAUUACUGCAACCACACCGAGCAUAUGACUUAAUUUAUCAAAGUACUACUGGACGAAGCGACGAGGAUUGCACGGUGAACAUAAAGAAAACCAUAGGUGGUGUAACAUUCCAAGGGUUACUGUAUACCGCAUAUCUCACCAUAGAGUUCAUUAGAAGUCCUUCUGAAUCUGAAUCUGCAUCAGAUUCAUCAGAGCCCACAGACCACUCGAGCACUGACGAGUCGGACUCGAUAGAGGUCAUUCACGAGGCUGAGGCCAUGAUGGCUGCCCUUCAGGUUGGUGAACAGCCACCAGCACCACCACCAGCACCACCACCAGCACCGCCACCAGCUGCACCGCCGGGAGCGCCGGGAGCGCCGGGAGCGUCGGCAGCGCCGGCAGCGUCGGCAGCGCCGGCACCGUCGGCAGGGCCGGGAGCGUCGGCAGGGCCGGGAGCGUCGGCAGGGCCGGGAGCGUCGGCAGGGCCGGGAGCGUCGGCAGCGUCGGCAGCGUCGGCACCGUCGGCAGCGUCGGCACCGUCGGCAGCGCCGGGAGCGUCGGCAGCGCCGGGAGCAUCGGCACCGCCGGCACCGCCGGGAGCGUCGGCACCGCCGGGAGCGUCGGCACCGCCGGCACCGCCGGGAGCGUCGGCACCGCCGGGAGCGUCGGCACCGCCGGCACCGCCGGGAGCGUCGGCACCGCCGGCACCGCCGGGAGCGUCGGCACCGCCGGCACCGCCGGGAGCGUCGGCAUCACCGGGAGCGUCGGCACCGCCGGGAACGCUGGCACCGCCGGGAGCGCCGGCAGCAGCAACGGGAACCGCUCCGAGAAGAGGAACCGAAGCACAGAGAAAUGGAAGUCAAAAGAGUCGAGGCAGCAGGCAGCCGCCAGGGGGACGAAUGAGAGUGACGAAGAGGGACUGGUUGACAACAAGCCAAACCAAGUACGCAUACUGCGCGAGGCGUUGAAUGAAGACGAAGAUUGGAUAUAUUUAGAUGAGGUGUAUGGCAGAUAAAAUAUAUGAAAACUAGUGACAAAACAUUAAACGGAAUGUUUUUUUCGUCGUUAAGGAAGUUUGCGGUGUAGUUGUACAAAUGGUUUUACAAAGUAUAUAAUAAUUUUUAGUCAACAUGAAUUUUAACUUAUUAUUAUAAGGCAGCUUUCUUAUUCAUGAAUGUAUGGGGCUUUUCCUAAUUACAAAAGGAAAAGUGUGUGGUAUGUGACUUUUUGUUUAUGAAGCUUAUGAUUUUUAAGGUUUUAUGCACGUGAUAAUGGAAAUUGUGUUUAAUCAGUGUAUUGGAUUUUUUAAAUAAAUGUUCCUGCUA